Molecule: messenger RNA, 1161 nt
Organism: Daldinia childiae
Lineage: Eukaryota; Fungi; Ascomycota; Sordariomycetes; Xylariales; Hypoxylaceae
Exons: 3
Coding region: 1-1161 (386 amino acids)
Molecular function (GO): hydrolase activity, acting on carbon-nitrogen (but not peptide) bonds
Source: RefSeq, a predicted model, not a curated record
AUGGGCGGUGUGACUAUCAUCAAACACGUCCGUGUCUUCGACGGCGAGACCGUUGCGGGGCCUAAAUCGGUGGUUAUCGAGGGGUCACAUAUCGGCGACGACGCACUUGCUGACGACCCGGAUCCAUCAGGGACUGUUGUCGUCGAUGGCACGGGCUGCACGCUGCUGCCUGGCCUUAUCGACUGCCACGUGCAUAUCCGCGACGAGGCGCAGUUAGCUUCAUGUGCGUCUUUCGGGGUUACGGCAGUUUGCGAUAUGGCGAGCUUUCCCCUAGAGAAAUAUGUGAAGCUACGUGCGGCAAGGACACCAACAACGUGGCUUAGCUCCAGUCUCCCCGCAUAUGAGGAGAACUCCAGACAUGGUAAGCUAUUCAAACUAGGUGGUAUCACGCCCGACAAUGCAGUCCACAACACCGACGAAGCAGCCAAGUUUGUGCAAAAUCGAAUUGAUGAAGGGGUCGACUACAUCAAGAUCAUCGCUGAUUUCCCAGGCCAUGAGCAAGCUGUUCUGAAUAAAAUUCAGGUCGAGGCAAAGAAGCACGGGAAAAUGACCGUUGCUCAUACAGCUCAGUACUUGGCAUUCGAACGCGGGCUACAAGCCGAUUUCGACGUGCUAACUCACGUGCCGAUGGACAAAGCGCUCGAUGAUAGCAUCGUUGGUAAGAUGAUCAGCCAGAAGACCAUUACGGUACCAACGCUAUCGAUGAUGGAAGCCAUGACCAGUAGUUGGAUUUUGUGGGGAAUUAGUUGGAUCAUGUCGGGAUUGAGGGGGAGGAAGUUCCAAUAUUCACUAGAUAGUGUGACGGCGAUACGUAACGCAGGUGUGCCCAUCCUCGCCGGUACAGAUGCGAAUAAUAGCGGUAUCGUCACGAUUGUGCCCGGGAAAUCAUUGCAUCACGAAUUAGAGCUACUCGUGCGUGCUGGAUUAUCACCUGUUGAAGCCUUGAGGGCGGCUACGUCGUUGGCUGCGCAGCAUUUUAAUCUCCCAGAUCGGGGUCGAAUCUCACCGGGACUUAGGGCCGACUUAGUUCUAGUGGAGGGUAAUCCGGAUGAAGAUAUCACCACGACACAAAAGAUAUCGAGGGUUUGGAGCAAUGGCGAUGAAGUAGCAGUAGCUGCAGUCUCACAAGGAACCAUUUUAGGAAGUUGCGCGGUUAUGUAG